Messenger RNA from Sphaerulina musiva SO2202, 1059 nucleotides. RefSeq lists its product as uncharacterized. Lineage: Eukaryota; Fungi; Ascomycota; Dothideomycetes; Mycosphaerellales; Mycosphaerellaceae. The coding region runs from base 428 to 631 and encodes 67 amino acids. The record is from RefSeq and is a predicted model, not a curated record. The transcript has a single exon.
GACGGAGUGAACUCCCAGACCUCAACAGUGAGAAGCUUUGUGAUCGAUAUCCCGCGUGCCAAAUACUAACACCCAGACUCUUCCGCAGGUGGCGGAUCAUUGCUGCUGUGGAGUGUCCCAUGGGCGUCGUUUGUCCAUGAACGUCAAAUAUGCAACUGGUCCGCACCAUGAGCUGAGCUGUCGAGCGCGAGCCCGACACUGCAUGCACUGUAAGCUGAUGCUCCCGGUGCAUUCGAUCGUAUUGACGAGACCCUGAAAAGUGGGGGAAUGCAGUCUUCACUCAUCAGUAGUACCAGGUUGCGACUUCUGUAGCAGCAGACUAUGCUGUUUCAGCAUCACCAAAGUAUCACGGAAAGCCAUGAUACAGCCGAGAGAAGCUUUGCCCCUUGAGCCGCAUAUCUUCCGACGUUGACAGGCUGGGUAUAUCAUGCGAGACGCCCUCGGCGUCGGCCGAGCAUUCUCCAUCCUGGUGCGAAAAGGGAGAAUCGAAGCUGAUGGUCAUGGGGUGCCAGAUCCAGGUGCAAUGAAUGCUGUCUAUGGGCCAUACUCCAAUGCUCUCCGAUCACCACUGCCUCGUCAAGAAGCGGAUGGUACUGUAACCGCCAAAUGCAGAGGGUUCUCGAGUUCUUGAUGAAGAGUAUUCAGAAUUUCAGCUGCCAGCAUGGGAGUGGGCUCUGAGCCCGUUCAUGACCUCGAAGAUUUGGGCGAUGAUCAGGUGGUUCUGCUACUGUGAUUGGAGAUGUCACCCUUCCAGCCAUAAGCAGGCACAUCGUGGUCUGCAAGUCGCUCUGUAGACGUCGUCCAUGGGCCGGGAAAACUGCUCGUUGCUAGCCCCUCCGCGGUCUGCUGCUGUCGAUGACACUCUCAGCGGACCCAGACUGGCGAAGCGACAGAAUAGCCAGAGACAGUCGAGUCCUCACUGCGCAGGUUCAGGGCAGAGACAGGCUGCGGCGGCCAUGUCCCCUAUCGUUGAGCCUGGGCUUGGCCGUCUGUCACAAGAUGCUGCGCUGUAGCAGAGUGAGCAGUCGGUAUAGACGGCGGGUAUAUAUGUGUUGGUGA